Meloidogyne enterolobii is the source of this 370-nucleotide messenger RNA. NCBI's taxonomy places the organism in Eukaryota, Metazoa, Nematoda, Chromadorea, Rhabditida, Meloidogynidae. The record is from the annotation of a GenBank genome assembly.
GUUAUAUGAAAAGGAUCCAGGCGAAUCUAUGAGACAAUUGGGUGAAUUUUCUGAACGUCCAGACAUUGAUUCUAUUGUUCGGUUAGGGGAUAUUUAUGCUAUUUUGAUUGGUCAUAAUGUUAAAAGGAGUAAUUUUAGAAAGGCUUGGAGUUUAAUAGAACAUUGCGAACAACGUUCACGUCCAAGAAUAGAUGUUAGAAAUUAUUUAAAUAAAAAUACUCUGGAUCAAAUUUGUGAUAAUGUUGGAGUGCCUCGUUUAAAGAGUGCCAAAUCUAUAAAGGAGGAGGAAGAAGAAAAUGAAAAAGAGACUGCAGAUACUGUUGAAUUUAGCCAUUCAUUAAGAAGGCAUAUUGAUGCGGGGUCACCAUAA